Molecule: messenger RNA, 1742 nt
Organism: Dendronephthya gigantea
Lineage: Eukaryota; Metazoa; Cnidaria; Anthozoa; Malacalcyonacea; Nephtheidae
Product: sentrin-specific protease 1-like
Exons: 5
Coding region: 9-332 (107 amino acids)
Biological process (GO): proteolysis
Molecular function (GO): cysteine-type peptidase activity
Source: RefSeq, a predicted model, not a curated record
GUAUCCAUAUGGCUGAAAACAGUAAAGAAGAGAUCGCAGCAAAUAUCAACCUAAGCCUAGUACAGGUAUCUAAUAAUCAGUGGCUCAAUGACGAGAUAAUAAAUUUCUAUGGAAAUCUUCUACAAGAAUGCGCACAGAAGAUGCCUAAUGUAUCAAUCACAAUUAAAAACAGCUUCUGUUUCACAAAGUUUAAAAAAGAGGAAUUUUCCAAUUCAUUUGCUAGAUGGAUGGACAAGGAUAGUUCAGUUCUAAGUGACUUGCUCAUGUUCCCUAUCAAUGAAGAUAAACACUGGACACUAUGUGUAUGUAUGACAUGUGCAUGCAUGGACUAGCAGAGUAGACUACUUUAUUAGUGUACUACAUAUGACAUAUUGUAUAGUAUAUUUUAGCUCACAUGUACAUGUAACACAGUAAUCAUGUCCGACAAGGAUUUCACAGAACGUCAAGCCUUCGCCAAAUGCUUUCCCAGCGCAUCCCUACUUAUAUGCCUUUAUCAUACACUUCGAACUUUCAGAAGGGAGAUAACAGUUGAGAAAAUGGGGAUAACGUCAGGUGAACGGGACAGAGUUCUUGAGAUAUUAACCGCAAUAAUUUAUUCCAAAACAGAAGAAGCCUAUGAAGAAAACGUAAAUCUGUUAAAGGAAACCAAAUCAAAAGCUGUAAGAAACUAUUUCUUUGACAAUUGGCACCCUAUAAAAGAGCAAUGGGUUUCUUGUUUUAAGGAUUCAACUUUUAACCUUGGUGAAACAACCAACAAUCGUUUAGAGAGUGCUAAUGCGAAGAUUAAAAGUGUUUGCUCUCGCUAUGCAACACUUUUACAAUUUUUUACAGAAAUGUUUGCACUCCUUGGAACAUUGCGGAAUGAAAGGACACACCAGAAAAUUAUGGCAACAUUACGCAAGCCCAUAUCAAUUGAAUCGUGUGAGGAGGACAUCCGCACAUAUGCUGAAGUUCUAACACCAUACGCUUUCAAACACCUUAAGCGUCAAGUUGAACUUGCCAAACGUUUAACCGUACAACAGGUUUUGUCCGAGAACAAAGUUUUAAUAAAGAGUUGUACCUAUGGUGAAGUAACAGUGUCAGGUAACACUUGCCAAUGCACGUAUCCUGUGAAAAUGGGACUUCCAUGUAGACACAUCCUUAAAGCCAGAACUGCGCUUAAGUUAUCUCGAUUUGAUCCUUCCCUCCUCUCUGCCAGAUGGACCGUUGAAUACUAUAAUAAAGCUUCUGAGGCAGCCAAUGUGCCAACCACAUGCGGCAUCAGCAACGUCGAUGUCCUUCAUGAAAGUAAAGAGAAAUCUACCACUUUGACGCAAGCCCAGAAAUUCCACAAGGCAAUGAAUGUGGCACGAACCCUGGCUUCACUGGCAAGUGAAGGCGGAAUGAAGACAUUUGACAGUAGAAUGGCUGAUCUGCAACAAAUUCUCAACCUUUGGCAAGCACAAGACAGUCUUGGAAGAUGCAGCAACACUGAAGACACAACAAAUAUUGAUGAAGAAAAGCCCACCAAAACCCAAAACGAACAUUUUCGUAACAAAGAUCAUGACAUACCCUAUGAUAAAAGAGAUUUUGGUCCCAUUCCCCGUGAUCAAAAGAAGGCCAGUAGAAACAAAAACAAAUCAAAUGUUCCAGGUGACGUUGCCAAAACUUCUCCCACCAUCCUCGCUGAUAAGUCUAAGACUGCUGGUACAUCUUCACAAGUAAAGAGCAAAGAAAAUGAUUGCAAGCAGAAAGAGCUUAAA